AUGGGAUUCAAGUAUCACUUCCCACAGACGGCACCAAACUCAAGGAAAGGGCCUGGACCUUCAAUAAAGGCUAGCCUGCAGAAGACAAAAAUAAGGGAAGCAGUCAUUAAGCUUCGGACACCGGUGUGGUGCCAGCCGAAGGCUCUCCGAUGCUUAAGUCAGCUAAGAAGGGUAACUUUUGCAAAGGAAGUGAAAGUGGGAGGUUGGUGUGGAUUUCCAAUGUGGGACUUUGUGCAAGUCGCUGCGGUGUCGGGAGUUUCGGCAGGUGCUUGGCACCUCGGAAGAAUGUCUUCCUUCGGCAGGGGAGAAGGCGUGUCUGCCUUGGAGCUAACACGACUUCAAAAUUAUGGAACUCUUUGCAAUGGAAUAUUCAUGCUAGUUGACCUAUAUAAAACUUUCUAUGCUCAGCUUUUGCUCUUUGCCACUUCAAAAGAUUCAGAGAAGUUUUCAUUUAAUUACAAUUGGAUUUUUGCUCUUUCCUUUGCCUUCAACCUCACCAAUUUGAAGAAUAGGGGCUACCUAGAUGAGGAAUUUGGUGGUCAAGAGAAGAGUAGAACUACCCAAGCGCAAGGGAACUCAGAAUUGGAGUUUUGCUCUUUCCUUGACCUUCAACCUCACCAAUUUGAAGAGUAG
Prunus armeniaca (apricot) is the source of this 633-nucleotide messenger RNA. Lineage: Eukaryota; Viridiplantae; Streptophyta; Magnoliopsida; Rosales; Rosaceae. The record is from the annotation of a GenBank genome assembly.